AUGUCAGAUGAACCAAUUAAUCAUAAACUAUUAGCAAGAAAUAAACAUAGAGGUGGAAAAAGUGUAGAUAAAAAUACCUCUAGAGGAAAAUAUAAAAAAGAAGAGUUUGAAAAAAAGAAGAAAGAAAGAGAGGAAAUAGCAAAAAGAGAACAAGAUCCAAACUAUCAAAAGAAUAAAAAAGAUAAUGUUAGCAAUGAUGAUGAUGAUGAUGAUGAAGACGAUGAAAAUAUUGAAGAGGAUGGUUUCGCUAAACAUUCAAGAUCGAAAUAUAGCAAAAGAAUUUUGGUUCAAAAAGAUAACAGCAAACUUGUACAAUUAGAUGAUAAAUACUAUAAUCAAAGUUCAAAAUUAAAUAUGCAAUCUCUCAUUGAUUCAAAAGUAGAUUUUAUCCCCAAGUUUGAAAACUCAAGUAAUAGUACAACCGAUUUAAUUUUGGAUGAAAUCAAUAUUGACUUUAAUAAAAAAGUAAACGUAAACAACUCUAAUAGUAAUUCAAGUUCAAAUAGUUUAAAUAUAAGCGAAAUUGAAAAGAUGUUAUCUUCUUUUAGUUUAUCCAAAAGAUUAAAUAUUGACGAAUAUUAUUUAAAUUCUAUGAAAUUACCAAAUCCAAAUAAUGUUGUAUAUUUAAAACGAAAGUCAAAUAAACAUUUAGCUACAGAUUCAAUAGCAUCACAGUCAUCUCAAAAUAUUUCAAAAACAAAUACAGAUAGUUUAAAUAAUAAUAAAAAAGAUGACGAGAAAAAAGAUCAAGAAGAAUUCGAUAAAAUUAUAAAGUCACCAAUUAAAGAUACUGCAUAUGAACCACCAAUUGAUAAUGGAAAUGUUACAUCAGAUAAUUUAGAAGAUUGGUUAGAUUCAAUUAUUUAA
This is a messenger RNA of Dictyostelium purpureum, 867 nucleotides long. RefSeq lists its product as uncharacterized. NCBI's taxonomy places the organism in Eukaryota, Evosea, Eumycetozoa, Dictyosteliales, Dictyosteliaceae. Bases 1 to 867 code for a protein of 288 amino acids. The record is from RefSeq and is a predicted model, not a curated record. The transcript is spliced from 2 exons.